Messenger RNA from Etheostoma spectabile (orangethroat darter), 1779 nucleotides. Its product is annotated as ly6/PLAUR domain-containing protein 6. The coding region runs from base 36 to 572 and encodes 178 amino acids. Gene Ontology annotation, biological process: positive regulation of canonical Wnt signaling pathway. Gene Ontology annotation, molecular function: acetylcholine receptor inhibitor activity. The transcript is spliced from 4 exons. NCBI's taxonomy places the organism in Eukaryota, Metazoa, Chordata, Actinopteri, Perciformes, Percidae. The record is from RefSeq and is a predicted model, not a curated record.
UAAAACAGAAAAGUGCAUGAAGGACCUUUAGGACAAUGAUGGAGACCUGGCUAACAGUGGCCUGGGUCCUGCUAAUGACCAACAUUGCUGAUUGGCUGAAAACUGUCCAGUCACGGGACUUCACCAUGACAGACAUCAUCCUGCUGCAUCCCUCAACUACUCCUCAUCCUGGUGGCUUUAAGUGCUUCACGUGUGAAGACGCUGCAGAUAACUAUGAGUGUAAUCGCUGGGCACCGGAUGUUUACUGUCCAAAAGAUGCCAGAUACUGUCACACACUCCACAUGAUGGAUAACCAUGGCGACAGUGUGUCCGUGACAAAGCGCUGUGUGACCCUGGAGGACUGUCUGUUUAUCGGCUGUGCUGAUGUCACCGAUAAUGGCUAUCAGAUGUGCUCAUCCUGCUGUGAGGGGAACAUCUGUAACAUGUUGGCGCCAAGGAACGCAAGCCACGCCAUCUUCUCCUCGACUUCUCCCCUGGUCAGCUCGAGCAGAGCGUUUCUUCCUGCAGAGCUGAGCAACAUCAUCAUCGGCCUCUUUACAGCUGGACGUUUGAUAGAGAAACUGCAUUUGUGAGACAUAUCAGUGCACAUCAGACCCAACUUUAUGAAGGACACUUUUUUGUGAAACUGAAAUAUUUGCCAAAAGUGAAGAACAAUAAUAACUACAUUUCCUAACCGUUUGGGACAUAUUUUGAGAAUCUUAAAAGUACUGCCGGAAGUAUGAGACACCUUUUUAUUCUACUUCUUAUUCUCUCUGUUUCCUUUUUUAAUUUCUUCUAUGUAUAUGUCUACUUUUUUAAGGGAAGGAAAUAAGAAAAAAGAAAAAAAUAGGUCAUUUGAUUCAUAGCUGUGAGAAUGUACAUUAAUAGCAUUUAAUUUUAUUUAUUUAUUUUUUGGUUGUGUGAACACACUAGCUGCCAAGAGGGGUAUGGGAAGGGUGGGUGAGGGUAAUUUGUUCCUGUUUACUAAAAAAGAAAAACGUACUGUUUGAUGUAACCUGUAUCAUGCAAUUCCUUCAAUAAAAAAAGAAAAUAAUAAAUGUAUGUCCUAAUCUUACGGUAUAUUUAGCCUCUGGGAUUCAUGUAAACUUUAUAGGAUGUUUGAACAAAUAAAAAAACUGAAAACCUAUGUCCAGGACUGUCACUACUGCACCGUUUCUUUUAAAUUAUGUUUCCUUCCUCCUCUCAAACUAUUUUUGAAGCUUUUUUUGUUAAUUUGUUGUUUUUUUUAAGUUGUAUUAAUGUGAAUGUGUUGUUUAACAAUGUUAAUGCAUUUUUUUUUUUUUUUUUUUUUUUUUUUUAGGUUUUGUCAAUAUUAAAGUGCUUGUGAUUCAAUUAAAUUGUUUUUGGGAUGUUACAGGAGUACAUACAAAAUGGAGACUGAUGUUACAUGUUAUUACUGCACUUAACUGUUUGGCAGUGGAGAUCCAAGGGGUGACCUCACCGCCUGGAAUCUGAUUGGCCCCCUACCAGAGUCGGAAGGUGAUAGGUGGUUGGCUUGUUAGGAAGGAUUAAAUAGGACCUACUGCAUGCAGGCCCAGGGCCCCCCAGACAAAACCUCUGUAUGAAGAGACAUUUCUGGUUUUAAGAGCAUUGUGGAUCAGUGUGGUCUCAGAAGGAAAGUGGAGGGUCCCGUUAUGGCUGUGGCCUUUUCUGUGUGGAAUGUUGUCCCAGUGUUGACACGGGUUUUCUCGAGGUGCUCCUGUUUCUCCCACAUUCCAAAGAUAUGCAAUCGGAAACUCAAAAUCACUCACAGCUCUGCAUUUGAUUCUUGAUGUGAAC